Medioppia subpectinata is the source of this 1707-nucleotide messenger RNA. NCBI's taxonomy places the organism in Eukaryota, Metazoa, Arthropoda, Arachnida, Sarcoptiformes, Oppiidae. The record is from the annotation of a GenBank genome assembly.
CCAUCACUUGUGGAUCAAAGUGUUGGUGAUGUUCGCGAAGACAGUAAACGCUUAGAUAAUAGACCGAAAACCUCUGACAUCUCGAAUGGCAACGAAAACAGAGGCAAGAAUGUUGUGCCAAAUGCUGUUAACUCGGGAUCUAAUGGCGAGUCCGACGGCGACUACAAGUGUCCGAUCGAUGGCUGCGGGAAGAGCUUCACGACUGCAUUGCGAUUGAGUUAUCACACGACUCGUCACACCAUUCAAAUGCGAUUACGAGAAUGCGAGUCCGACGGCGACUACAAGUGUCCGAUCGAUGGCUGCGGGAAGAGCUUCACGACUGCAUUGCGAUUGAGUUAUCACACGACUCGUCACAGUAUAGAAAAGCCAUUCAAAUGCGAUUACGAGAACUGCAACUCUGCGUUCACAUUCAAGGGACGGCUCGUCGCCCACCAGAAGACGCACGAGAAUCAGAGACAACGGUGCGAACCGGACGACCAGUUCGUUGACUCGACCACAAACUCUGUCUUAAAGAAAGACACAAAUGUUGUGCCAAACGAUUGUAAUUCUGGGUCUAAUGGCGAGUCCGACGGCGACCACAAGUGUACGGUCGACGGCUGCGGGAAGAGCUAUACGACUGCAAUGCGAUUGAGUCAUCAUCUGUACCUUCACAUUCUGGGAAAGCCAUUCAAAUGCGAUUACGAGAACUGCGACUUUGUCUUUUCCAAAAAAUGGUGGCUUCAGAAGCACAAGAAAACGCACGAAAGGGCCCGCGAAAGGGCCCGCAAUGCGCCGGAACAGUACGACUUAUGCUAUGACACCACUCUUAAGAUGUAUGUCUGUCCCAACAGUGAGUGCGACAAGAGGUUUGCCACUCGCUAUCGGUUAUUAUCUCACAUACGGCUCGUUCACAAGAAAACGAACGAAAGGCGCAAUGCGCCGGAACAGUACGACCGAUGCUAUGACACCACUCUUCAGAUGUAUGUUUGUCCCAACAGUGGCUGCGACAAGAGGUAUACCACACGCGAGAAGUUGUAUAAUCACGCGCGAAGAAUUCACGUCGACCGCCGGUUUGUUUGCGAUUACGUCGGCUGUGGUAAGGCGUUCAAAAAUAACCAAGAUUGUCUUAUACACCGGACCAGUCAUAUGCCCCGCCGGGAAAAGCCGUACGCCUGUCCGCACCCGGGCUGUGACUACAGGGCCUCACAAAAUCAACUAAUUAGGCGACAUAUGGAGACACACGGCGGCAAUGAGCCAGUGUUUGUGUGUCCGGUCGACGGGUGCGGAAAGUCUUAUCCGAGAUCUGGUAGUCUAAAGCAUCACAAGAGAGCCGCGCACACUAUAGCGGCCCAUACCGUACGGCGCAAGACCUAUGCCUGUCAGCACCCGAACUGUGGCCGCAGUUAUUUCAGUAGCACUACUCUUAGGCUGCAUUCGGCCCAACACUGCGCCGAACCCACCCUUCGGUGUCGUCGCGAAGACUGUCCCGAAAUGUUUGGGUCGAGCGCUGCGUUAGUCAGACAUAUGAAGAGUGUUCACAAUUGGAAGCAAACAAGAUCUGUGGAGAAGAAGUACGCGUGCGAAUGGCCCGGAUGUGAAUAUAAGGGCAGUCUAUAUAAAAUGAGAGAACACCGCACGACCCACACCGGCCUCAAGGAGUACGCCUGUGAUUGGCCAGAAUGUGGUAAACGGUUCGGCCGGAGUUCAUUGCUUAGAAACCCACACAAA